GCUGCUGAAGAGCCUUACCUGGGCCUCUUGCCCCGGGGCCCUCCUGAUGACAUCUCUGGCACCCUCUGUAGCCAAAGGUGGGGAGAUGGAUGCCAGCACAGGCCUGGGCCAUGGACCACCUUCCCACACAUACAGCAUACUUUCCACACGUGUGCUCACCCAGCCAACACUCACCAAAUCUCCCAGUCAGGAGGUGCCUUCGUUGUUGUCGCUUCCAGCCUUCUACCUGACGUAUGAAGUCUCUCCAUGGUGUCCCAGGUGGGGAAAAUGAGGCACAAAAAGACCACAAAGCAGAGUCGGUGGCUGAACUGGUUUUGAACCCUGGCAGCCUGGCUAGAGCCCACACUCUCAUUUACUAAAUUACAGCCAACACCAUGGUCACGCGGAUGGCAGAGAGGACUGUGCUGGAUGUUGGAGAUGCAAAGAUGCCCUUAAGAGCUUCUGGUCAGACAGGUAAAUACACACUUCAGGGGAACAUGCAGAUGCUGGAAGGUCUUUGCCUCAUGACUCUGUGCAAAACUUUAUAAGGUGCAGCCCUCUGACGGAAGGGGGCCCCUGCCUACAGAAACACCCUGAUGCCCAGCAGAGGGUCUAUGGGGAAGAGAGCAAAGAUGGGAGGGCCAGGCAAGUCAGGGAGCAGGGCUGCCAGUGGGCACACCCCAAACCCCCCUUCCAGAAACUUCCAAAGGCCCCAGCCCGGAAAUUGGGCCUCUGCUGCCCUCUAAUGGAAGAAAGGAAGCUCUGGAGAUGCCUGCUUGGGCCCCACCAACCUGGCUCCCCUAAAGAAAAGGGGACAUCAAGGACCUUCCUGCCCCCAGAUUUUUAUUCCCUUAGAGUCUUGAGCUUCAUUUCCUACAGCCUCCAAAGCUGAACCUUCUCUCCUUCCAACCUCCUCUGGCUGCCCUGUUGCCCAACCUCCACCCUCCCCCCCAGUUUCCCCAGUUUCCUUUGUUGCUCGGGUUCCAAUUCUGGUACUCUGGUUCCUGGCCCUGCUAGAGUUCUGGUUCCGGAAGGCCCUUGCCAGGUGCCUCGGGCCUUGCUCCCACCUGGGCGCAAGGCGGUGCUGAAGACAUGGGCAUGAGCACCCCCCUGUGCCUGGGGCAGCUGGACAUCCGCAAAAGUAUAGUGGGCCUGGCCAUGGGUGCCGGGGCCAUCUACCUGCUCUACAAGGCCAUCAAGGCCGGCAUAAAAUGCCAGCCACCCCUCUGCAGCAACUCGCCCAUCUGCAUCGCCCGUGAGUGUUCGGGCCCUGGGGAGAGGGCUCUGCCCCAGGAGGCACCUGCUCUCGAGGCCUCCAGUGUGGGAGGGCCCACAGGCCUGGCAAUCGAACGAGAACGGCACGGGCGGGACUCAGGUGAGCUCCGGAGGCUCCUCAACUCUUUGGAGUGCAAACAGGAUGAGUACGCCAAGAGCAUGAUCCUGCACAGUAUCACGCGCUGUGUGUACUUGCUGGAGGCCGAGGCCUCUGCUUGUACUGCUGAUGACAUCGUGUUGGUGGGCUCCAUGCUGGAUGACAAGGACAACAGUGUCAAAAUCCAAGCUCUGAACACACUUAAAGCUUUCUCUGGCAUCAGAAAAUUCAGGCUCAAAAUCCAGGAGCAGUCCAUCAAGGUACUGGAACUGGUCUCCACCAUCUGGGACUCAGAGCUGCACAUCGCAGGCCUCAGACUCCUCAACAACCUCCCACUGCCCGACUUUGUGCAUCCACAACUGCGACGGGUGAUGCCUGCCUUGAUGGAUAUCCUGCAGUCAGACUACAUCCUGGCACAGGUGCAAGCUGUACGAUUGCUGAGUUACCUAGCACAGAAGAACGACCUUCUCUAUGAUAUUCUCAACUGCCAGGUGCGCUCCAACUUCCUGAACCUGUUCCAGUCCACACAGCCGGGGAGUCUGCUGUUCGAGAUACUGGUGUUUGCUGAGCGGCUGAGUGAGGGCCGGAAUUCACCCCACUACCGGGCCGUGAAAUGGCAUUACAAUGAACAGUCUCUGCAUGAAGCUCUCUUUGGGGAUGAGUCACGACUGGCAGACCGGCUGCUCGCCCUGGUCAUCCACCCCGAGGAGGAGGUUCAGAUUCAGGCCUGCAAGGUCAUAGUCAGCCUGCAGUGCCCCCAGGACGUGAGAGUCCGGCCCUCCUGCCAGCCCAGCCAUUCCUACUUUAAUAACGGGGAAUAAAAUUAAAGAGAGCCAAUAAAUGAGUAUGGGAGAGAA
Molecule: messenger RNA, 2208 nt
Organism: Equus caballus (horse)
Lineage: Eukaryota; Metazoa; Chordata; Mammalia; Perissodactyla; Equidae
Source: RefSeq, a predicted model, not a curated record